AUGGGUUUUUCUGGACGAUGGACGCUCUGGAUCCUGUGUGUGUGUUUCAGCGCUCUGGAGUGUGCCGCACUCCGGGUCACCAUGAGGGAAUCCAGUCUCGAGGUGGUUCGAGGGGAUUUUGUCGUCCUGCCCUGCUCCUUCUUCACCUCCAGCCCCCUCUCCAGACUCAACAUUAUCUGGACUCUGGCUCCCUUGUCCAGUCCGGAAACCCCAAUGCAGGUGAUUGUGUACGACCACGGACAGGUGAUUGAAGACCCCUCCCUCAUUGGCAGGGUGGGUUUUACAGGUAUUCCCUGGACUGCAGAUAUCAUCCUGAAUGACACACGUGUAUCAGAUGCUGGCGUUUACCGCUGCAUGGUCAAUAACCCACCAGAGACAGCAGACCCUGGCAUAGGAGAGCUGGAGCUUGGUGUUCUGGCGCCGCCCUCGCUGCCCAUGUGCCAGUGGGAUGGAGAUAUUGAUGUGGGAGGAAGUGUCACAUUGUUCUGCACAGUGACAGAGGGCGUCCCCACUCCAGAGAUCCACUGGGACAAACUGAAUCCAGAGGAAAUCUCACUUCCCAUCAACAUGGAGGGAGAUUUCUUGGGCUCCGUCCAAAUUGUCAAUGUGUCCUCUCAGACCUCAGGCCUGUAUCGCUGCUCUGCCACCAACCUCCUGGGAACGGAGAACUGUUACGUCAACCUGUCUGUCUACAGCCCUCCGGACAGUUCCUCUGGGAUCCUGCAGGCCAUGCUGCUGACCUUGUCCAUGAGCCUGCUGCUACUGGCUCUGCUGGUGCUUAUACUGUGGCUCCAUCGCACGGGGCAGGACGGGUGUUGGAGGGAGGGGAAAGAAGAGGAGGAGUGUUACAACGAGAUACCCUAUACUCCGUCUCUGAUGAAGCGCUCGUUUGUUUGA
Molecule: messenger RNA, 897 nt
Organism: Scomber japonicus (chub mackerel)
Lineage: Eukaryota; Metazoa; Chordata; Actinopteri; Scombriformes; Scombridae
Exons: 7
Coding region: 1-897 (298 amino acids)
Biological process (GO): homophilic cell-cell adhesion
Cellular component (GO): cell-cell junction
Molecular function (GO): ionotropic glutamate receptor binding
Source: RefSeq, a predicted model, not a curated record